CUGAUGUUGCCAAUCUUGAACAAUUCACUUUGAUUGCUAGAUACGUUUUUGAAGGGAUUAUUCAAGAAAAACUAAUUUCUCUGGUAACAGCUGAAGAUGGAACGGGUAGAGGAUUAUUUGAAGUUUUUUGUAAUAUUUCUGAAAAAUAUGAUUUGAAGUGGAAAGAACAAUUAUAAGCUCAGUCAUAUGACGGAGCAGCAUCGAUACAAGGCGAAUAUUCAGGUCUCCGCACAAUGAUUCAGCAAGAAAAUCCAAGGGCGAAAUACAUAUGGUGUUUUGCACAUCGCUUAAAUUUAGUUAUCGUAGAUACAGCUGAUUCUAGUGUACACACUAGACAAUUUCUUGGUGAUCUUCAAGCAUUAAUUGGAUUUAUGAGAGCUAGAAAGAGAACAUUGGAGUUUGUUAAGUACCAAAAACUAAUUUAUCCUACUGAAAGAAUACGUAGAAUAAAAUCAUUUUCCACAACGAGAUGGACUUCUCAUGACCGUGUCAUCAUUGUUAUCUUUGAAAAAUAUAAAGCAUUAUAUGCAACUUUAGAAUGUUUACUUAAAUCAACUGACAGAGUAACAUCAUCUGGUGCAAAAAAUUUCUUGAACGUAAUAUCAUCGUUUGAUUUUGUUAUAACAAUGAUAUUAUUAAGAAAAAUAUUUUCAAUUACAACACCACUAUCGAAUUACUUACAAUCUAAAUCAGUAGACUUUAUUGAAGCACUGCGUUUAAUCAAUACUUCUAAAGAACAAUUAGCUAAAAUGAGAAGUGACAAAAAAUA
Sipha flava (yellow sugarcane aphid) is the source of this 769-nucleotide messenger RNA. RefSeq names its product zinc finger MYM-type protein 1-like. Gene Ontology annotation, molecular function: protein dimerization activity. Lineage: Eukaryota; Metazoa; Arthropoda; Insecta; Hemiptera; Aphididae. The record is from RefSeq and is a predicted model, not a curated record.